AUGAAAACCAUGUUAGGUCCAUCAUCAUCGUUUACCAACACUGAAGAAACCCUUCGUUCAUCUGUUUCGUCAAUAAAUCCACAAGGAUUAGAAUUACCAACAAACACAUCAUCAAUUCCGCAACGUUUACAAUUAAAUUCAAAUAUGAACAGCGAACGAAAAUUAGAUAAGUUAGAAUACACAUCAUUACAUCAAUUACCAUCAACGACAACGUUUGAUCAAACUGAUCGUUUAAAAUUGGAAAUUGAACGAUUAACAAAAGAAUUAGAACUGAUGAAAUUACAACAAUCAAAUACAAUACGCGUAUCUCAUUCUGACACAUCGGGAGCAACCGUUCAACAACGAACAACAACACAAUUACCAUAUUCGAAUGUGAAUACGACACCUAUUCAUAUAAUAGUUAAUACCU
Messenger RNA from Adineta ricciae, 409 nucleotides. The record is from the annotation of a GenBank genome assembly. Lineage: Eukaryota; Metazoa; Rotifera; Eurotatoria; Adinetida; Adinetidae.